Molecule: messenger RNA, 378 nt
Organism: Euleptes europaea (tarantolino)
Lineage: Eukaryota; Metazoa; Chordata; Lepidosauria; Squamata; Sphaerodactylidae
Gene: THRSP
Product: thyroid hormone responsive
Exons: 1
Coding region: 4-378 (124 amino acids)
Biological process (GO): regulation of lipid biosynthetic process
Cellular component (GO): cytosol
Source: RefSeq, a predicted model, not a curated record
GCCAUGGAAGAGUACUUCUCGGCCGUGAGCAGGAUGGAGCAUGCAGUGAUGUUCCCCAGCCUCCUCCGAGGGAUUUCCUUGGACGACCAAGACGACCCCACCGAGGCUGAUUCUGGUGAUAAAGACCUGUAUGAAUAUUUCAUGCUGUUGAAAUCCAUCAAGAGGAUGGUAGAAGGCGGUUUGGCACCUCUCGAGGGGCAAGAUCCCAGCGUCGCCACCCGGCUGAGAGAACAGGAGGACCAAGAGAAGGCCGAUCUUGAAGGAUUCUUCUAUUACCACGUCUCCAACUUGCACCGCAUCCUCACCCAGCUGACCAGGAGAGCCGAAGUGGUGACUACAAAAUACAACGAGAUAAUGGGUCAGAUUAACCAGAACUGA